This is a messenger RNA of Pseudonaja textilis, 1398 nucleotides long. Its product is annotated as E3 ubiquitin-protein ligase TRIM15-like. The record is from RefSeq and is a predicted model, not a curated record. Lineage: Eukaryota; Metazoa; Chordata; Lepidosauria; Squamata; Elapidae.
AUGGAUACGGGGAAGAUCUCGGAAUACCUUCCAGAUGCAGCUACCUGCACUCUAUGCAUGCGUGUGUUCCACGAGCCGGUGACUUUAAACUGCGGCCAUAACUACUGCCACGCUUGCAUCCAGAAGCACUGGGGAGGUGCGCAGAGCAACGUGGCUUGCCCCCAGUGCCACCAGAGGUUCGAUCAUGUGACCCUGAUGCUCAACAGGCAACUGGGCAACGUUGCCUGGCUCAUCAGAAAGCUGCAAGACAAGGGGGUGUUGAAGAAACCCAGCCGGGGGUUUUGCGAGGCUCACAAGCAGCUGCUGACCGUCUUCUGCCAGAAGGACCAGGCGCUCCUCUGCGCCGAGUGCCUGAUUUCCCCGGAUCACACCGGCCACACCCUGGCUUCUCUGGAAGGGGCAGCCCAGGCGGCCAAGACCAAAGUCCGGGUGUUUCUGGACCUUCUGAAGAUUCAGAAGGCCCACAUCCGAGACAGCUUUUCAGACGCGCGAACCGAGAAAGAAAACCUGGAGAAAAUGAUGGACCGUGAGAAUCAGAAGUUUCGCUCGGGAUAUAAGGAGAUGUAUGAGCUGGUGAAGACGGUUCAGCUGGACCAAAGGCUGGCAGCCAAAGGGAUCAGCGAGGAGAUCGAGGAAGAGCUGGCCCGACUGGCUAAGAACCACAGCGCAGUCCGGGCCUUCGCCAAGGGGCUGGAGUGGAAGUUCGAAGAACCCGCUUAUGAAUUCCUGAUGGAUAUCAAAGAGGUGAUGGCCAGGUGCAAAGAACUUCUGGCUCAGCCUCCCGAAGGAAACUUCCCCCCCUACAAAGAGAAAAUGUGGGAUCUCUCCAUCAGAAGCCUUUUUGUGGACGAUACGUUGAAGAGGUGCAAAGAUGCCCUCCCACUGGUGUACGUGUGGGAAAGAGCCAACGUGACCAUGGACCGCCUGACCGCCCAUCCGCACCUGCUGCUGUCCGCCUCCAAGAAGAUCGUGACUCACGACGCCACCCCCAGCGGGCUGCUCCCUGGCCGCCAGGCCUUCGACACCACGCCCUGCAUCCUGGCGGAGAAGGGGUUCACGGGGGGGCGGCACUGCUGGCAGGUGGAGGUGGCCUCGAGGGGCCGCGGCUGGGCCUUCGGGGUGAUGAAGGACUCGGUGUCCCGGAAGGGGCCGGUGGGCAUCUCCACAGACGAAGGCAUCUGGGCGCUGCUGCCCGAACACCUGCCUCCCGCCGAGCCUGAGCUCAGCAUCUGCAGCUUCCGCCUCUACCUGGACUACGAGGGCGGCACCAUCCACUUCUUUGACGGGGUGACGCGGGAGCCGGUGGCGCUGCUCUCCUACGCCGUCUUCCUGGGCGAGAGGGUCUUCCCCUUCUUCAAGCUGGAGGAGCCCAGCUCCCAGAUGUGCAUCGUGCCCUGA